Messenger RNA from Daucus carota subsp. sativus, 519 nucleotides. Its product is annotated as pectinesterase inhibitor 1. Gene Ontology annotation, molecular function: pectinesterase inhibitor activity. The record is from RefSeq and is a predicted model, not a curated record. Gene Ontology annotation, biological process: negative regulation of catalytic activity. The transcript has a single exon. Bases 1 to 519 code for a protein of 172 amino acids. NCBI's taxonomy places the organism in Eukaryota, Viridiplantae, Streptophyta, Magnoliopsida, Apiales, Apiaceae.
AUGGCCUUUUCAUAUAGUUUCCCUUGGCUUCCUCUUCUCCUCCUAGUUGCUGUAUCACUGACCACUACUGCAUCGGCUGAUCAAGCCUUAAUUGAUUCCAUUUGCUCCACCACCAGCAACCAGACUCUCUGUCACCAAAUUCUCAGCCCCUCCGUCAGUGCUGAUCGUGCAGGCCUGGGAAAGAUCGCCGUCGAUGCAGCAUUACAAAAAAUACAUAAAUCGCAAAAUCUCAUCAGAAAAAUUGACCAUGAAAAAGCAUAUAACAAAACAAAGUAUCAGUUUGAUUCAUGCUUGGAGGAAUAUGAUGAUGCAUUGUCUUAUCUUAAGGAGGCCAAGUUAUAUUUCGGUGAACACGUCUUCGAAGAAGCAAGUAGCCAGGCCUCGGCAGCUCUUACUAUGAUGACUACAUGUUUAGAUGAUGCCCCAAGUGCACCACCAGAACUCACAGCAGCAAUUAACGAAUAUAAAGCUUAUCUUUGUAUAGUUCUGGCAGUUGCCUAUGUGCCUCGUAACGUAUGA